Messenger RNA from Pararge aegeria (speckled wood butterfly), 856 nucleotides. It is a transcript of the gene trsn, whose product is annotated as translin. Gene Ontology annotation, cellular component: nucleus; cytoplasm. Lineage: Eukaryota; Metazoa; Arthropoda; Insecta; Lepidoptera; Nymphalidae. Bases 95 to 814 code for a protein of 239 amino acids. The record is from RefSeq and is a predicted model, not a curated record. Gene Ontology annotation, molecular function: sequence-specific DNA binding; RNA binding; single-stranded DNA binding. Gene Ontology annotation, biological process: RNA metabolic process. The transcript is spliced from 7 exons.
AUUAUUUCUGUCUCACGUCUGUGAUUCUGUGCUGUGAUUUCAGAAUUGUUGGAAAGAAUUGUUUUUAUUUCAUCCAUUGUUUAAAUAAAUCAAAAUGAGUGGGAAUCUCGUUAUUAAUUCAAUUUUUAGUGGAUUCCAAAAGAGCUUAGAGGAAGAACAAGAGGUUCGCGAAGUUAUCCGCAACAUUUGUAAAGAAGUGGAUCAAAUAUCUCGAGAAAUAACAACAGUUCUGCAAGUUAUUCACCAUAAUGAGGCCGGAAUAUCACCAGCGUGCUUGAAAGCUCGCCAGCUGUUUGAGAAGGCUAAUGAGGGAUAUGGUAAACUGAAGGAAGUUGUACCCCCCACGGAUUACUAUAAGUAUCAAGACCAUUGGCGAUACAUGACGCAAAGGUACUGCUUUCUCAUCUCUCUGACAAUAUGGUUGGAAAAAGGAAUCCUGGCCACGCAUGAUACAGUUGCAGCUGUUUUAGGCAUAAGUGCAGUGGAACAAAAGGCUGGUUUUCAUCUGGACAUUGAAGACUACUUGGUUGGUCUACUGAAUCUGUGUUCAGAAUUGGCACGUUUGGCAGUCAACUCAGUAACCCGCGGGGAUUACGAGAAACCUUUGCAGAUUUCCAAGUUCGUUAUGGAGCUAAAUGCCGGCUUUAGAUUAUUAAAUCUGAAGAACGAUCACUUGCGCAAGAGGUUCGAUGCGCUCAAAUACGACGUGAAAAAGAUAGAGGAGGUAGUCUACGAUCUUUCCAUCCGGGGACUGUUACCCAAACCGGAAGCACAGGAUGCACCGGAAACUUCAGAUGUAAAGACUGACUCAUAGUUAAAAUUUCAUUUCAUUAUUAAAUAAAACUAUAAACAAUAA